AUCCUAAUAAUAUGGUUCCUUCUAAAAUGGUCAAAAAAAAAAGAAGAAUUCCAUAACAAAAUCCACACUCCUAUAUGUAUGUAACAACCACAAUUCUUCAAAACCCUUUAAUUUCAAUCACGAUCAAACAUUAAUCGUGUCACAUUUGGGUGUGAUUCAAACUUACAAUUCUUAUAUAUCAAUGGCGGUUUCCAAAGUGUAUUCAUCGUUUUUGUUUUUGAUCGUGAUAUUGACGACGAUUUACGUCGCGGCGGUGGCGGCAGCGCCACCAAGUACGCCGGGACCUCCUCAGUUGCCAUGCGUGCAACAACUGAUCCCGUGCCAACCUUUCUUGAAGCAAACUACAACGCCGCCGGCGGCGUGCUGCAUUCCGAUGAAUGAACUGGUGAAGAAUUCGGUGGAUUGCCUGUGCCAGGUCAUCAACACCCCAGACAUCUUAAAGACGUUCAAUAUUACACAAGCUGAUGCUUUCCAUUUGGCCAACUCCUGCCAUGCUAAUGCUGAUCCUUCCAUGUGUAACAAAAAUGGUACUGUAUCACCAGGUGCUUCACCAGCAGUCCCAUUAACACCACCAGGUUCUACAGCUUCAAACAGCAGUUCUCACAAAAGUAAUGAUGGUGUUGGUGUUCGAUCCCAGUUCGGAGUGUUGUCUGCCAUGAUUGAUUUGUUUCUAUUCCUCAUUGUUUCAAAUAUGGGGAUUUUCUGAAGAUAUGUUUAUUGUUCCACAUUUGUCAUCGGAUCUGAUUUAGCGUUUGUAGUUCGAGGCUAGAAUUUUUUAUUUUUUUUGUUCUUUGAUUUUUUAAAAUUUUUUUGGAGCUGGUAAUGUUACGUUGGAUGAAUAAAGGACUGUGAAUUCUUUACCAACAUAUCCUAGUAUUAUGUUUAUCAUAUUUAGGGGUAUCGAUUCAAGAUACCGGAU
Molecule: messenger RNA, 919 nt
Organism: Oldenlandia corymbosa var. corymbosa
Lineage: Eukaryota; Viridiplantae; Streptophyta; Magnoliopsida; Gentianales; Rubiaceae
Source: the annotation of a GenBank genome assembly